AUUUCUACUCGAUGGUGGCGGGAGAUUAAUUUAGCACGUGCACUGGGAUUAGGUGACAUGGCGACGGUUUCUGUCCACGCUGCACUCAUGCUUUUCAAAGUCCUGCUGUUCAUUCUCCUGCAAACACACAGCGUGUUGAUGCCAGACCCCUCGAUCACCUCCGAAGUGAACCCUGGAGGUCUGCAAGACUCUUUGAAGGAGCGCUACAGCGGGGCGUUUGUCUCCAUGACCUCUGCGGAUUUACUGCCAAUUGUACCAAAGGAUUCAAAGUCCAGACCAAAGCGCUGCACCUGUUAUUCCUACAGGGAUAAAGAGUGUGUUUACUACUGUCACCUGGACAUCAUCUGGAUCAACACGCCAGAGUAA
Molecule: messenger RNA, 366 nt
Organism: Thalassophryne amazonica
Lineage: Eukaryota; Metazoa; Chordata; Actinopteri; Batrachoidiformes; Batrachoididae
Product: endothelin-1-like
Exons: 2
Coding region: 58-366 (102 amino acids)
Biological process (GO): regulation of vasoconstriction; vein smooth muscle contraction; regulation of systemic arterial blood pressure by endothelin
Cellular component (GO): extracellular region
Molecular function (GO): endothelin B receptor binding; hormone activity
Source: RefSeq, a predicted model, not a curated record